UGUUUUGAGGCAAAACUUUUUGGCAAAUUAAUUUGUUUUCAUUUAUAAAGGGAACUAGUAAGAAUUAAGCCUUCUGUGUGGAUUCUCUGCAGUGCUGUGGUGGUCUACUUCUAGGGUUUUAUAAGGGGUUCUAACUCCUCCCUCACCUGACCUUGGUAAGCAGAAAGAAGAGUGCGAGCGAGAGAUUCCGCCAUGGAUAUGUACACGAGAGUCGAGAAGCCGAAGCCGGAGUCGCCGAUUAACGAGAACGAGAUCCGAAUCACCUCCGCUGGUCCCGUCAGAAACUAUAUCAGCUACGCUACUUCCCUUCUCCAGGACAAACAUGCAAAAGAGAUUGUAUUGAAAGCGAUGGGACAGGCAAUCAGCAAGACGGUGUCCAUUGCUGAGAGCAUAAAGAGAAGAAAUCCCCGUCUGCACCAGGAUACUGCCAUUAGCUCAGCAAGCAUUACUGAUGUUUGGGAACCUAUUGAGGAAGGACUCUUGCCUGUGGAGCAGACCCGCCAAGUUUCUAUGAUCACAAUUACCUUAUCAUUCACAGAACUAGAUAAGAACUCUCCUGGAUAUCAAGCGCCACAAGCUGCGGAACAGUCGAAACAGCGAUAUCAGCAGCAGUCACAGCUUAGGCAAGCACGAGAUCCAUAUUAUGAAGAUUCAUAUGGUCGAGGACGUGGACGUGGCAGAGGGAGAGGACGAAACUGGGGCAGGGGUGGAUAUGGAUAUGGAAACUAUCAGGGAAACUAUGAAGGGGAUUAUCAGGGAGGCUAUCAGGGGAAUUAUGAAGGACUUUCUUAUCUCAGAAAAUGGUGGCUAUUCAAACUGGGGACGGGGUAGUGGCAGAGGCAGAAAUUGGGGAUAUCGAGGUGCUGGUUAUGGAGGAGGCAGAGGUGGUGGAUACGAUGGGGGAAGAGGUGGUGGAUAUGAAGGCGGCAGGGCUGGCAGAUAUGAAGGUGGGAGAGGUGGUGGAUAUGUAGGUGGCAGGGGUGGUGGAUAUGAAAGAGGGAGAGGCAGUGGAUAUGAAAGUGGCAGGCGUGGCGGAUAUGUAGGUGGCAGGGGUGGCAGAUAUGAAGGAGGGGCGGUGGAUAUGAAGGUGGCAGGGGUGGCAGAUAUGAAGGCGGGAGAGGUGGUGGAUAUGAAACUGAAAGGAGCAGUGGAUAUGAAGGUGGCAGGGGUGGCGGAUAUGACGGUGAGAGAGGAGGUGGAUAUGAAGGCGCGAGAAGUGGUGGAUAUGAAGGAGGCAGGGGUGGAGGAGGGAGAGGAGGGGGCAGAGGCUAUGGGCGUGGCCGUGGAAGGACGGGUGGUCGUACAAGAGGUGGCAACAACCAGGCAUGACGAGGAAGGUGAUGAAGGUGCUCUCCAGUUUGCUUUUGCUAAAUGCUUUGCCUUGCCAGUGGGCUACAUUACUAUCCAAGUACUGAUUCUAGUUGCAUGCAAUUGGGUCUUACAUGUUGUCUUCUGCGGUUGGUUUUAGCUCUUGUAGGCAUCGAGAGCUUAUGAAUAUGGACAGGCAAGGUUGAUUUUCUGUUGGUUGGUUCCUCUUUUUCUUCAUUUAGCUAAAGAUCAAAGAGGUGCUUUCAAGUGAUAGAUGUAAUUAAAAAGGAAAAACGAUCACACUUUAGUUUGAAAUUUUACCCUGUUCAUAUUUCUGUUGGUGCCAUCAUUAUCGUUUGUUCUUGAAUAGAGUCUUUCCUCUAUUGUUUUCUGGUGUGUUUGGCACGCUACUUUCUUUACUAGCUUGUCCUGGGUUGGCAGUUCUGAGCCAUAA
This is a messenger RNA of Linum tenue, 1762 nucleotides long. The record is from the annotation of a GenBank genome assembly. Lineage: Eukaryota; Viridiplantae; Streptophyta; Magnoliopsida; Malpighiales; Linaceae.